This is a messenger RNA of Salvia miltiorrhiza (redroot sage), 507 nucleotides long. Its product is annotated as calcium permeable stress-gated cation channel 1-like. Lineage: Eukaryota; Viridiplantae; Streptophyta; Magnoliopsida; Lamiales; Lamiaceae. The coding region runs from base 124 to 357 and encodes 77 amino acids. The transcript is spliced from 3 exons. The record is from RefSeq and is a predicted model, not a curated record.
GUUCCGGUGACACUGCAUGGGCCAUCCUAGUGCCUGUCAACUGGACGAAUAACACCUUGGCAGUAUUAUCUCAAGGAGAUGAUAAGCUAACAUAUAGCGAGAUUGACAAGCUCUCAAUUUCAAAUGUUCCAUAUGGAUCACCCAGUAAUGGCCUAUGUCUUUACUUUGUGGACGUGCUAUGCAUUGAUGAAGGAGUAUGAAAUAAUUGCUACAAUGCGCUUCCACUUUCUUGCUUCAGAAAAGCGUCGCCCUGAUCAAUUCACGGCACGGGCUUUUUGUUCAAGAUCGAUCUUUAACCGGGCAGCACUGAAGAGUAAAGAAGAGUUUGGAAUAGAAGGUUUCCAUAUAAGUCCAUGAAGAAGAUGUUCUUAUUCUUGUCCCUGGUGAUGUAGUUAGUAUAAAAUUGGUGGAAGAAUUGUUAGACAGAAAUUUCUGUGAUAUUUAUUAUAUUUGGAUGAUAAUGUAUGAAUAUUUUGGAUGUUAUAUAAUAUAUGUUAUCGAUGGCAA